UUUGUGUGUUGGUCGUAUCAAUUCCGCAGUCGUUCUCUUUUUUCCUUCCAUAUCCUCUCUACCUUCCUUUUCACUCAUUUCGUUAAUUCGGGCUUACAGAGCAUUGGGCCCUUAAUCACCUUCAUUUUUUGCAGCUACUACUUUUGAUCCUUCAUCUCCGCACCCCCCUUCCUAUUGCUUUUGAACAUCUUUGUUUUACCAACACAUUUUUCGUUCCUCGGUCGAAAGCGUUUUACCAGAUCUCUUCGAUCAGCUUUAAUUCGUACGCCAGUCCAGUGUUUCAUUUUUAUUUUAUUUGUUACCCCUAUUAUCUUGCGAGCGAGUGAAGCGGAACCGGGGACGCUUAGAGGAGGAGAAGGCUGGAGAAAAGUGAGGGAAUACGGUAGUCCUCUUGAUCCCACUCGACGCGCACACUUUCCAAAGAGCCCUGGCGGUGGUGUUUCUCCAAUAAGAAAUUAUCUGGUUCGCACCUUGAGCAGAUCCAAUUACUUUCCUGCGAAUUAACCCAGCUACCAAUCGCCAGCUGGCCGGCGACCGUUUUCUUUCGUGUUCACCAGCCCCCUCUCUUGCUCCCGAAGGCCCCCUCAUCAUCCGAGGACCUUCACAACCAACGAACAAACAACUGCUUGCUGCUGCCUGUAGCUACUAACACGAAAUGUCACUCAAACAAGAGAUUGAGAGUUGGGUUGAGGCUUUGAACUACUAUGACCAGCAGAACUACGAGAAGGCCUUGGAGGUGUUCGAGGCCAAUGCUGACACAUCUAAAAUUUACUUCAAUAUUGGGAUGAUCCAUGCGACACUUGGUGAACAUGAUAAGGCUGUCGAAGCAUACCAAAAAGCUACUAAGCUCGAUCAGUUCCUUGCCGUUGCAUAUUUCCAACAGGGCGUAUCAAAUUUUUUACUAGGAGAGUUUACAGAGGCUAUGGCGAACUUCAAUGAGGCCCUUUUAUAUUUGCGGGGCAAUACCUACAUCGAUUACGAUCAACUCGGUUUGAAAUUUAAACUCUUUUCAUGCGAGGUGCUGUUUAAUAGGGGUCUUUGUUACAUAUACGAUCAGGAUAUCGAACAGGGGAUGAAGGAUUUGGAAUAUGCUGCAAAGGAGAAACAGGUGGAUGACCACAGUGUGAUUGACGAGGCUAUCAAGGAACAAGCUGAGGGAUAUACCGUAUUUUCCGUCGGUGUUGGUAUUUUAUAUCGACCUAAUGAGGCCAAGGUCAAAAAUGUGAAGGCCAAGGAUUACCUAGGAAAGCCAAGAUUGGUUGCAGCAUCGGAUGCCCAGAAUGCAUUCACAGGCUUUGCAGGGACGGAGGUUAAGAAGAAUAUGUCGGAAACCGCUCCAAUAGACGAUCGAACGGACAUCUCAUUUGCUGCGACGAAACUUGUCAAAUCGGAGCUGAUUCCCCGCCGAAGGUCAGAUACUGCAUCUGAAGAGAAGUCAGCUCAACCUGCAUUGCGGGGAGAGCGCCAAGUCUUUCCGCCCACGCCACCUCCCGAGAACGAGUUUUCACCGUCUGCACAAAAGCCGGCCCGUAGUAACACAGUUGGUGGACCAUCAGCUGGUAGAUCGCUAUCUGUGCGUGGGGCGGCACCGACACGCGCCAGAAGCCAUGACCGUGACAGAGGCGGUGAUAGGAUCGACGAGGGUGCCGGAGGACGUUAUAGUCCCCCACCAAGGAGACCUACUGUUCGGGGUCAACUAGAACCUCGUCGUGCCUACUCAACACGUGCCCCUUCCUCCUCCUCUUCAGCCUCAGUCGCGUCAAGAUCGAGGACUGUUCGCGAAGCGCCCCGACGCCGGGAUGACCGUAUGGCGGAGUACGCGGAUGAAAUCGAAGCCCCACGAAGAGGAGGCCCUACAGGUGGUUCAGUCAGAAACCGGGGCCUUGCGCGCCGCCCAACAACUAGGGAUCGUUACGCAGAUGAGGACGAAUACGCCAGUGAGGCGUACGAAGGGUCCUCUUUUGAUGAGGACGAAUUUGAAAUGCUUGAUGCCCGCAGCAUCCGUAGUGGAUCGUCCCGUCGUCCAGAUGUGAAAAAGAUUAAAGUUAAAGCUCAUCACGAGGAUGACACACGCAUGAUCUUGAUAUCGACAGGGACAGACUUUGAUGAAUUCGUCACUCGCUUAAAGGACAAAUUCGGAUUCCGACGCAAAGUUAGGUGUAAAAUCCGGGACGAGGAUGGUGAUGGUAUGAUUAGUCUCUCGGAUCAAGAGGAUCUAGAUAUGGCCAUAUCAUCAAGCAAAAAGGCCGCGCGGCGUGACCGUACCGACGUCGGAAAGCUCGAGAUUUGGGUCACAGAAACAUGAUCGGAUCAAAUUCUCAACCUCUGCACCAUCGGAACCAUUUUCUUCCGCUUUUUUUCUUUUUUUGACCGACCUCGGCUGACUUUGCUUCGCUACUCUCAUUUAUCACUAAUCCAUUCCGGGCAAUCUUAAAUAUUAUAUACCUUCAGCCCUACAAACUUUUUUUAUUUCCUAUUCUGCUUGUCGUUUAUUGGGAUUUAUAUUGCAUGACUAUCCUACUACGGGAGUCAUUUGAACUGCAUAUGCAAAACCGGAUCCUCUCGAUAUCCAAUUUCCAUCGAUGACCGCAUAUUCUGGAAGAAUGAUAAUCUGGGGUGUUCCUUUUUGUUGCCUCAAUUGAGUGUUUGUUUUUUGUUUUUUUUCGUUCUUUAUUCCAAUUGUUUGUCCUCCACCCAUAAUUUGUGUUUUUUUCCUUUUCUGUAUUGUAUGUCGCCGCAGCCAGCGAGGCACCAUUUUUCAUUUUCUUUCUCACUUGUCAUACUUUUUACCUUUUUCUAGUAGUCUCCUCAGACAGUUGAAACGCCCUGAUGAAGAACGGCACGCCUACCCCAUAAGUUACAGUAGUUUAGAUUGAAGCAUAUUUAUUAUUUUA
This is a messenger RNA of Tuber melanosporum (Perigord truffle), 2894 nucleotides long. RefSeq lists its product as uncharacterized. Bases 656 to 2305 code for a protein of 549 amino acids. Gene Ontology annotation, molecular function: protein binding. Lineage: Eukaryota; Fungi; Ascomycota; Pezizomycetes; Pezizales; Tuberaceae. The record is from RefSeq and is a predicted model, not a curated record. The transcript has 8 exons.